Phymastichus coffea is the source of this 2629-nucleotide messenger RNA. It is a transcript of the gene ncm, whose product is annotated as pre-mRNA-splicing factor CWC22 homolog. Gene Ontology annotation, cellular component: catalytic step 2 spliceosome. The coding region runs from base 131 to 2557 and encodes 808 amino acids. Gene Ontology annotation, molecular function: RNA binding; protein binding. The record is from RefSeq and is a predicted model, not a curated record. Lineage: Eukaryota; Metazoa; Arthropoda; Insecta; Hymenoptera; Eulophidae. Gene Ontology annotation, biological process: mRNA splicing, via spliceosome. The transcript is spliced from 8 exons.
CCAACGUUUAUACACUUUACACAUCACAUUCAUGGACGAACGACGCAUCUAACGCGUAAACAUAACCUAAUCGUCACCAAAAUACUAAACAAAAAAUAUAGAUAUAGUUUUAUUAUAUUUUCUAGCCAAUAUGAGUACCAGCGAGAAAAAUCGAGGACCCGAUAAUUCUUUAUCGGAGGAAGAAGACGCGAAAAAUAAAUCAAAACGUAAUCGUGAAGUUGACAGCGACAAAGAGGAAAAUGACAGCCUUAAGAAAAGGAGUAAGCCCAGAAAGAAAAGUGAGAGCAGUAGUAGCAGAAGUAGGAGUAGAAGCCGCAGCAGCAGCCGAAAGCGCGAGAAACGUAAUGACCGGGAUAGGAAUCGUGAUUACUCUGAUAGAAGCAGGUACAGAGACAGAAUUCGGGAUCGAAGUAGAGACAGAAGGAGAGACAGGAGUCGGGAUCGUGUUAGAUAUUGGGAUAGUCAUAAAGAAGACAGAGGUCGAGGCAGAAGCAGAGAAGAGUACAGACAAAGAAGCGAAGAGAGGCAUGGUGAAAUUAGCAAGCAGUCUUAUUACGGCACAGAAUUAAAAAAAAAUAUGGAUAAGAAUGAGCAUAGGAACUCAAAAGAAAAUGAUGGUAAUAAAAAUGGAAAUGGAAAUGCUGAAAAUCCAGAAAUCAUUCCUCCAAAGCAAAGAAAAACUGUUGACCUACUUACUUCAAAGACUGGAGGUGCUUACAUACCACCUGCCAAGUUGCGUAUGAUGCAAGCUGAAAUUCAAGACAAAAGUGGUGCUGCUUUUCAACGUAUUGCAUGGGAAGCACUCAAGAAAAGUAUUCAUGGUUAUAUAAACAAAGUAAAUACUAGUAAUAUUGGUCCAAUCACAAGAGACUUGUUAAAAGAGAAUAUUGUCAGAGGUAGAGGACUUUUGUGCAGAUCUAUUAUCCAAGCUCAAGCAGCAUCUCCUACUUUUACUCCUGUCUAUGCUGCUUUAGUUGCAGUACUCAAUUCUAAAUUUCCUAAUAUUGGAGAAAUGUUGCUUAAACGUUUGGCAAUUCAGUUUAAAAGAGGCUUUCGCAGAAAUGACAAGGUUCUAUGUAUUUCAUCUGGUACAUUUAUUGCUCAUUUAUGCAACCAAUCUGUUGCUCAUGAAAUUUUGCCUCUUGAAAUAUUGACAUUACUGACGGAGAAUGCUACAGAAGAUUCUAUCGAAGUGGCUAUCGCAAUUUUAAAAGAGUGUGGAAUGAAACUUACUCAAAUUUGCCAAAAAGGCAUUGUUUCUAUAUUUGAGAUGUUGAGAAAUAUUCUGCAUGAAGGACAAUUAGACAAAAGGGUUCAAUACAUGAUUGAAGUUAUGUUCCAAGUACGUAAAGAUGGAUUUAAGGAUCACAUAUCUAUACCAAAAGAGCUUGAUCUUGUGGAAGAAGAAGAUCAAAUUACUCACGUAGUAUCAAUAGAUGAACAACUGGAUGGCAAUGAAAUAUUGAAUGUGUUCAAGUUUGAUGCUGAUUAUAUCAAUACUGAAGAAAAAUACAAAGAGUUGAGUAAAGAAAUCUUAAAUACAGAUAGUGAAGAGUCAGAUGGUGAAGAUGGUAGUGAUGAAGAAGACAGUUCUGAUGAAGAUGAAGCAGAAGUUAAGGACAAGGGUGUUAUUAUAGAUAAUACAGAAACGAAUUUGACAGCUCUUCGGCGCACUAUCUACUUAACUAUUCAUUCUUCUCUUGACUAUGAAGAAUGUGCUCACAAACUCAUGAAAAUGCAGCUAAAACCAGGACAAGAACCUGAACUGUGCCACAUGAUUUUAGACUGCUGUGCAGAGAUGAGAACCUAUGAAAAAUUUUUUGGAUUAUUGGCAGGGCGUUUUUGUGCUAUUAACAGGAUAUAUGUACAACCUUUUCAAGAAAUCUUUAAAACCUCCUACGACACAAUCCAUAGAUUGGAUACUAAUAGAUUGCGAAAUGUAGCUAAAUUUUUUGCUCAUCUUCUUAUGACGGAUUCUAUUUCAUGGGAAGUUUUGUCGACUAUAAGACUAAAUGAAGACGAUACAACUAGCUCGAGUAGAGUAUUCAUUAAAAUUUUAUUUCAAGAGCUGUCCGAAUACAUGGGCUUGCCCAAAUUAAAUGAUAAACUAAAGAAUGAAGAACUGAUAGAAGCAUUUACUGGACUUUUUCCAAAGGACGACCCCAGAAAUACUCGUUUCGCCAUUAAUUUUUUCACGUCUAUUGGUCUUGGUGGUCUAACGGACGAUUUACGAGAACAUUUGAAAAAUAGACCUAAACCUAUCCCAGAGCCAGUGAUUGCAAUCAGGCAAGAGCCGUCAGCAAACUCUUCAAGCUCUUCAAGCUCUUCUAGUUCUAGUUCUAGUUCAGACGAUUCAUCAUCUGAUUCUUCAUCAUCCGAUUCAGAUUCUUCGGACGAUGAAAAGCGCAAAAAGAAAAAGAAGUUACAGAAACGCAAAAGUAAACCAGAGCGGAAUGAAAAAGAAAAUAAAAGUAGGAAUAAGCAUGGGAAAAAGAAGGAAGAUUCUCCCAAGUCUAAAAAACAAAAAAAGAAAUCUAUUGUAAAAAAUAAAAAGUAAAUGUUAAAUUAAUUCAAUCCUUGUACAUACCAUUUUCCGUAAUUAUACAAAAAUGAAUUUUUAGAUACAGUA